AUGUUGGAAGAGAUGGUGUUGCAUAUCCUAUCAAGAUUGCCUUCAAAAUCUCUAAUGCGAUUCAAGUGCGUCUGUAAAUCGUGGUAUACAGUGAUCAACAAUCCCAUGUUUGUAGCAAGGCACCUCACCAAUUCGAUGCACAACAAACUGUCCACUUGCAUCCUUUUCAAACAUUUUGUCCAGAGCGACACUAACACUGGUGAGAAGGAACUUAGAUUCUCGUUCCUUUAUCUUUGCAACGAUUAUAUUGAUGAUAAGCCUAACGUCAAUACUUUCGUUGAGGACAUCAAAUUUCCACUUUCUACGGGACAAUUUAUUGGGCUCAAGCUUGUAGAGUCUGUAAGUAUUAGAGGCCAUUGUGAUGGGAUAGUUUGUUUAUGUGACUGUGGUGGCAACAUUAUUUUAUGCAAUCCAGCAAUCAAGGAACUCAAACUUCUUCCGAAAUCAUGCCUUCCAAAUUGGGGGUACUCUAAUGUGAGUAUUGGAUAUGAUCCCAAAUCUAAAGAUUACAAAGUUCAGAGAAUUUCAUGUGAUGGUGAGGAAAUUUAUGGUGACCGUCUUGUUUUUUUUCCUCCUAGAGUUGAAAUAUACAAUCUCAGUACUGAUACUUGGCGAGAGAUCAAAAGUAAUUGUUUACAAACAGAAGCAACUUUCUUAUGGCCCGAAGAUUUCGCAGUGUAUUGGAAAGGAAUAUGUUAUUGGUUGGGGGGGUAUGAGCAACCGAAAGAAUUCGAGUCUUACUUUGAUAGACUUGAGGAUGAGAAAAAGAAGACAGUGGUCUUUUUGUUUGACACGGGGGAUGAGGUAUUUCAUAGUAUAUUACUUCCAGAUUGCGUAUAUGAGCCACCAGAAGAAUAUCGUUAUGAUAUGAGCGUUGUACUGUGGAAUGAAUCCGUCGCUCUGUUCGGCUUAUAG
Molecule: messenger RNA, 915 nt
Organism: Prunus avium (sweet cherry)
Lineage: Eukaryota; Viridiplantae; Streptophyta; Magnoliopsida; Rosales; Rosaceae
Product: F-box/kelch-repeat protein At3g06240-like
Molecular function (GO): protein binding
Source: RefSeq, a predicted model, not a curated record